This is a messenger RNA of Mercenaria mercenaria, 1171 nucleotides long. Its product is annotated as transcription intermediary factor 1-alpha-like. Gene Ontology annotation, biological process: positive regulation of DNA-templated transcription. Bases 119 to 1162 code for a protein of 347 amino acids. Lineage: Eukaryota; Metazoa; Mollusca; Bivalvia; Venerida; Veneridae. The record is from RefSeq and is a predicted model, not a curated record. Gene Ontology annotation, molecular function: ubiquitin-protein transferase activity; zinc ion binding. Gene Ontology annotation, cellular component: nucleoplasm; chromatin. The transcript is spliced from 2 exons.
UCGAUUAUCAACGACAUGUGCAGUCAUAUUUAGGUUUGGCUAUUCCGGUUAUAAACUGGAUUAAUGUGAAAAAUAAAACUGUUUUAACACAUCGGAUUGAGGUGAAUUGCAGUUUAAUAUGGAAGUCGCCGGUAGGAAAUUAGAAGCCGAAGAAGAAACUCCAAGAGAUGAACACGUGUUUUGUGAACCAUGUGAAGUUGAAAGCACUAAAACUGAAGCAAAUGGUGCAUGUCGAGAAUGUAAGGAGUACAUGUGUACCAUGUGCUUCCGGCAUCACCUUAAGGGUAAACUGUGUAGAAAUUAUGUGCUAUUGCCCAUAGGAGAGUUGUCUUCAAUGUCACUGGAUAGCAGUAAGGAAAUCAUUGAAAAAUGUGAGAAGCACGAGAAUGAACCAAUAAAAUUCUAUUGUCGGACACAUGAUAUUGUAGGGUGUGGCGACUGUAUAGUGUUAGGACAUGCAACUUGUAAACCAGAAUAUAUCAAAGAUAUAGCAAAAACAUUCAAAAAUGGAGACGAAUUCAAAAACUUAGUAAAAAAGCUGGACAUGCUGGAACUAUACAGGGCAGAAAAUGCAAAGUCUAUUCAAAAGAAUAAGGAAGACAUUGAAUUGAUGAAUGAGAAAGCCCUGAAAGGAAUUCGACAGUUCAGAUCAGAUAUAAAUAUAUAUCUGGACAAGGCAGAAGCAAAUAUCUUAUCUGAGGUAGAACAGCUAGCUUCGGAAAAUACAAAAAUGCAGAGAAAGCUUGAGCAAGACGUAAAGGCGUUGACAUCAGAAAUCGAGGAAGUAAAACAAAAGUUUAACACGCAGCUUUAUCAUGGAAAUGAAUUGUUUAUCAAUGCAAUUAGGUGCAAGUCUAAACCAGAUGACAUUGAAAAGAUGAAUGCGAAAAUAAAGAAAGAACAUGUCUUGAAAAGGUUUGAGUUUAUUCGUGACGAGAAUAUCUCUGGAAUAUUGCAAGCUGCGCAACAAUUGGGGAAACUGAGAAUUGAUUCUGAUCUGGAUGGAAGUAAGAAUGAAAAUACGAAUUCUGGAAUACAAAACUCUGCAGAUCCACAUGGAAGUCUAGGACCUAGAAAACCAAAAUCAACCGGCUUUUAUGCAGGUGUACGUGUACGUCGAGGUCCUGAUUGGAAAUAUGGAAAUCAGGUUAGACAUUUAUAAAAUCUCAUG